Zophobas morio is the source of this 1793-nucleotide messenger RNA. RefSeq lists its product as uncharacterized. The coding region runs from base 77 to 1702 and encodes 541 amino acids. Gene Ontology annotation, cellular component: membrane. The transcript has 23 exons. Lineage: Eukaryota; Metazoa; Arthropoda; Insecta; Coleoptera; Tenebrionidae. Gene Ontology annotation, molecular function: cadmium ion transmembrane transporter activity; manganese ion transmembrane transporter activity. Gene Ontology annotation, biological process: metal ion transport. The record is from RefSeq and is a predicted model, not a curated record.
GCUUGAGGUUGCCGAGGUUCUGGUAGCUAAUUUAUAAAGAAGUGUAUACUUUUUAGAUACGAUCAAUAUUGUUAAAAUGGUAAAAUAUAAUAUGGAAAGCCUUAAAUAUUGGUUUAAAGAAUGGAGAAAAAAUGAUCGGUCAACUAAAGGGGUUUCUGUAUAUAUUCCAAGCCACUUUAGCUUCAGAGCUUUGUUUAAUUUCAUAGGCCCGGGAUUGCUAAUAUCUAUAGCUUACUUGGAUCCAGGAAAUUUAUUAGCGGAUAUUCAAGCCGGAGCUUCUUUCAAUUAUAGCUUAAUCUGGGUUCUCUUCUGUUCAACAUUUCUAGGUUUCUUAUUGCAAAUAUUAUCAGCACGGCUGGGAAUUGUUACUGGAAAGCAUUUAGCUUUGGUGUGCAGAGAAGAGUAUGGCGAUCGCACUUUCCUGACGAUCUGUUUGUGGCUUGUGUCAGAGAUUGCAGUGAUUGCCUCUGACAUCCCGGAGGUUGUGGGAAGUGCAUUUGGGUUGAUGCUCUUGCUCGGGACGCCCCUUUGGCUUGGGGUGCUGGUGGUAAGCUUAAACACUUUUGUUUUUCUCGGGAUCCAAUAUUUUGGCAUACGAAAGCUCGAAUAUCUUAUUUCCUUUUUGAUCAGUAUCAUUGCAGGCUGCUUUUGCUUUGAAGCUUUGAUAUCGCCCAUCGAAUACGGAAUAGCAGAGUGUCCUUCAGAAAGCGAAUGGAAAUCCCUUUUAAACUGUACUAACUCCACGCUUUGCCCCCCGAAUUACUGCGGAUCGCUUUGGGGUGGCUUUAUCCCCCGUUUUUUUAUUGAUCAGCAAAUGCUUUUCAUAGCAACCUCUUUGAUUGGAGCUGUAGUGAUGCCGCACAAUUUGUUUCUCCACUCAGCGCUGGUUCUCAGUCGAAAAAUCGAUAGAAGAAACCCUGAGGAGGUUGGUUGGGCCGAUUUCUACAGCAUGCUGGAAUGCUCUUUAGCUAUUGGGAUUUCAUGUUUUAUUAAUCUUGCGGUCACUAUGGUGGCCGCCUCCGUAUACUAUCCGAGCAAGAGCAACGGCUAUCGCGUGCCGCCGAAUCUGGGGGAAAUCGGUUUUUUGGAGGCGGGCUCUUUGCUACAGUCGGCGCUGGGAAGAAAAAUUGCUCCCGUCUUGUUUGGGGUUGCCCUCCUAGCGUCAGGCCAAAGCUCAACUGUUACGGGGACGUACGCCGGACAAUUCGUUAUGGAGGGAUUCAUCGAUAUUAAAAUUACUGCGUGGCUUCGCAACAUUCUUACUCGGUGCCUGACUGUCAUCCCGAGCUUGACCAUCUGUCUUCUUAAUGGAAAAGACGGCGCAAACAGACUAAUCAUUGCCUCUUCCGUAGUGUUGUCGUUCCAGUUACCGUUUGCUCUGAUUCCUUUACUAAAGUUUACUUCGAGCGAAAAGAUUAUGAACGUGCACAAGAACUCCAAAGCGAUGAAAAUCACAUGCGUUGUCCUUGCGGGUAUCGUGCUGUUUGCUAACUUUGCAAUGAUCUACUCUUCAGUUAUCGUUUCUUUGAAAGCGUCUUUACUCAGUGGGCUUGCUACAGUUGUAUACUUUGGAUGCAUUUUGUACAUUGCAUGCAGACCCGUUUCGCUCGGGCCAGCUGGUAGUUACAGCGCUCUCAAUGAAGCCACGGAGAUUUUGACGGAGAGCUUCGGGUCUUCAGCUGAUUCAUCUUCGGGGACUUGAACGGGAGCCGUAAAAUAUUUAAUUAGAGCGCUCGUCAGCUACACCAGCUUAUACCUGCAAACUUGUUUGGUUGAAUUCCCUCAAAACUUAC